CAAAAGUCUCUGCUGCGCGGCUGUAAACACGGCGUUGAGGAGCCUGAUAAUGGGGUGCACAGCCAAACCCCUCCAGCAGCAGUAAAACCCCAACUGCAAACUGCUCGUGAGCUGGGUGGGUCAGCAACUUCAUUGCGCCAUGUCCCUCGGUGCCAGCCGCGAUGGAUUGGAAGGGGCCGAGGGCACUGGACCGAGCCGCGCGGAGCCCACCACCGCGGCCCGAGGGGGACCUCACAGAGUGGAGGUGCGGAUGGAGCACACCUUCCCUCCCUCGCCGCCGGCACCCGGCAGCGCCGACGCGCUAGAUUCCAGCAACAUUAUGGCAGACCAUAGCCACAUGCAACAGCAGCCGGACUUACAGAACAGUAGCUUAGAGGCACAUUUUUCGGCGAAUUCCCUCAAGAACCAUUCCCAAAACGUGAUGGAGAGCCUGAGUCCAAAGAAAUAUUCUUCCAGCCUGAGAUUUAAAGCAAACGGAGACUAUUCUGGCUCCUAUUUAACCCUCUCACAACCUGUACCUGCAAAGAGAAGCCCUUCUCCUUUGGGAACCGGUAUCAGAAGUAGCCCCUCCUACCAAAUCCAGGGAAGCAAGCACUUCUCUUGUGAUGGAACUGACAAAACUAUUUCCAUGAAACCUCCCACUCCUCUACGUAGCACUUCACCCUCCCUCAGUGGGUAUGGAUAUCCACUUGGGAGAGUGGACUUUGAUCAUUAUACUGGCCGGGACAGUGAAAGGUCCUUGAGGCUCUCAGAGAAGCCUCCCUAUUCCAAAUAUAGCUCAAGGAAUAAAUCCCAUGACAAUGUCUACUUUCUCGGAGGGCUGGAAGGCCGGAAGGCAUCUGGCUCGCUCCUGGCCAUGUGGAAUGGCAGUUCCCUGAGUGACACUGGCGCCUCCCCCAUCAGCAGAUCAGGGGCAGCCAGCAUGCCUUCAAGCCCAAAGCAAGCCAGGAAAAUGAGUAUCCAGGACAACCUGACACUUCAGUCCAGGGUGACCAGACACAAGGAGCCAGCAUCUGAAAGCAUCAGUUUAAGAACUAGGAAGUAUUCAGGCAGCAGCCUGAGUCACAUGGGAGCCUAUAGCCGAUCGCUUCCCAGGUUGCACAGGGCCACAGAGAACCAGCUGACGCCUUUCAGUUUGCCUCCAAGAACCUCUCUGGGUAAUUCCAAACGAAUGAAACCGGGGGAAAAGGAUCUACCUCAUAGCGUAAUAGACAAUGACAAUUACCUGAAUUUUUCUUCUUUGAGCUCAGGGGCUUUACCCUAUAAAACCUCUACAUCUGAGGGCAAUCCUUAUGUAAGUUCCACCCUCAGUGUCCCUGGAAGUCCUCGAGUGGCUCGGAAGAUGUUUCUGGCCUCCACCUCCUCCUGUACCUCUGAUGACCUUGACCGGGCCUCCUACUCGGGGACUAGCUCUGGUCAGUCAUGUCCUCCUGGAGAGCCAGACAGAGUGUUUGUGGCCAGGAGGAACUUCUCUUGCGGAUCUAUUGAGUUGGAUGAUGCAGAUUUGGACAGCCUCAGACAGGCCUCAGGAACUCCCCAGCCUGUCCUUCGGGAACGGAAAAGCAGCAUUAGUUCCAUUUCAGGACGCGAUGACCUGAUGGAUUAUCACCGGCGGCAGAGGGAGGAGAGACUCAGGGAGCAGGAGAUGGAGCGAUUGGAGAGACAGCGUCUGGAGACGAUCCUCACCCUUUGUGCUGAAUACACAAAGCCCGACAGUCGCUUGUCCCCUGGCACCACCGUGGCAGAUGUGCAGAAAAUCAAUAAGGAGCUUGAGAAGCUGCAGCUCUCUGAUGAGGAGUCUGUGUUUGAAGAAGCCCUGGUGAGCCCUGAUGUCAGAUACAGGUGCCACCUGAAAGGCUCCGUCCACGAUGCAGACUUGGCAGUCUUCGGGAGCCUCAGUCAGAGCAGUGCCAGCUUCCUUUCCCCCAGGAGCGUCAGAAAUGAGGAACUGCUCAGGGACCCCACCAGGACACCCCCACCUCCGCCCUCUGCCUUUCUGAAAGCUUCCAACGAAUCCACUUACCUAAGUAUCCUACCAAAGACCCCAGAGGGCGUAAGUGAAGAACAAAGGAUUCAGGAGUUGGCUGCCAUGGAAGAGACUCGGAUAACAAUUCUGAACAACCUUGAGGAACUUGAACAAAAAAUCAAAGAUAUAAAUGAUCAGAUAGAUGAAUCUUCCAGAGAGUUGGAUAUGGAAUGUGCUCUUUUGGAUGGAGAGCAGAAAUCUGAAACAACUGAACUUAUGAAAGAGAAGGAGAUUUUGGAUCAUCUAAACCGGAAGAUAGCAGAACUGGAAAAGAACAUUGUUGGUGAAAAGACCAAGGAGAAGGUAAAGCUUGAUGCUGAAAGGGAAAAACUAGAGAGGCUUCAGGAGCUUUACUCCGAGCAGAAGACCCAGCUGGACAAUUGUCCUGAGUCCAUGAGGGAACAGUUACAGCAACAACUGAAGAGGGAUGCUGACCUGUUGGAUGUGGAGAGCAAACACUUUGAAGACCUCGAAUUCCAGCAACUUGAACAUGAGAGCCGUCUGGAUGAGGAAAAGGAGAACCUGACCCAACAGCUCCUGCGUGAAGUGGCUGAAUAUCAACGGAAUAUUGUAACUAGAAAGGAAAAAAUUUCCGCAUUGAAAAAGCAAGCCAAUCAUAUUGUCCAGCAGGCUCAGAGAGAACAAGACCAUUUUGUGAAAGAAAAGAAUAAUUUAAUAAUGAUGCUGCAAAGAGAAAAGGAAAAUCUUUGUAAUUUGGAAAAGAAAUACUCCAGCCUCUCUGGGGGAAAAGGGUUUCCUGUCAACCCCAGUACUCUAAAAGAGGGCUAUAUCAGUGUAAAUGAAAUUAAUGAGCCAUGUGGCAAUGCCACGAACCUCUCCCCUUCCACUCAGUUCCCUGCUGCUGCUGAUGCUGUCGCCACUGGGCCUGCCACGGCUGUGCUGGCGAGCCAGCCACAAAAUAAAGAGCACUUUAGAAGUCUGGAAGAAAGGAAAAAACAGCAUAAAGAAGGCCUCUAUCAGAGUGACACUUUGCCUCGAAAGAAAACCACACCUUCCAUAUCCCCACAUUUCAGCAGUGCUACUAUGGGGAGAAGCACCGCCCCAAAGGCUCAUCUGCCCCUGGGACAGAGCAACAGCUGUGGCAGCGUGCUCCCUCACUCGCUGGCAACCAUGACCAAAGAUUCAGACUCUCGAAGGAUGCUCAGAGGGUAUAAUCACCAACAGAUGAGUGAAGGACAAAGGCAGAAAUCUUCUGAAUUUUACAACCGCACAGCAUCUGAAUCCAAUGUCUACUUAAACAGUUUCCACUACCCAGAUCACAGCUACAAGGACCAGGCCUUUGAUACUUUGAGCCUAGACAGCUCUGACAGCAUGGAGACCAGCAUCUCUGCUUGCUCACCUGACAAUAUCUCUAGUGCCAGCACUUCCAAUAUUGCCAGAAUAGAAGAAAUGGAGAGACUUUUGAAGCAGGCUCAUGCAGAGAAGACACGGCUGCUUGAAUCCAGGGAACGGGAAAUGGAAGCCAAAAAACGAGCCCUAGAAGAUGAAAAACGACGCCGAGAACUCCUGGAAAAACGAUUGCAGGAAGAAACUAGCCAGAGGCAGAAGUUAAUUGAAAAGGAAGUAAAAAUAAGGGAGAAACAAAGGGCACAGGCUCGACCUUUGACACGCUAUCUGCCUGUCCGGAAGGAAGACUUUGAUUUGCGGAGCCAUGUGGAGACUGCUGGCCACAAUAUUGAUACCUGUUAUCAUGUAUCAAUCACAGAGAAGACCUGCCGAGGAUUCCUCAUUAAAAUGGGUGGAAAAAUUAAAACUUGGAAAAAACGUUGGUUUGUUUUUGAUCGGAACAAGCGCACAUUCUCUUAUUAUGCAGACAAGCAUGAAGCUAAAUUAAAAGGAGUAAUAUACUUCCAAGCCAUUGAAGAAGUGUAUUAUGAUCACCUCAAGAAUGCUAAUAAGAGCCCUAAUCCAUUACUCACCUUUAGUGUCAAGACACAUGACAGAAUCUACUAUAUGGUGGCCCCAUCGCCGGAAGCCAUGCGGAUCUGGAUGGAUGUUAUAGUUACUGGGGCAGAAGGUUACACUCACUUCUUGUUGUAGUGAACUGCAGCAACCAUCCACUUCAGGGCAGACUGCAAUAAUCUCUUACAAGAAUGAAGCCAUAUUCAAUUGCAGAUGGAAAGACCCCACAGACUCAUCCCUUUAAUUGUGUAUACUCAGAACUCCUUUCAUAAUGAACCGGAAGUCAUUUGUACAAGAGAAAGAAGGAGUUUUAAUUUAAAGCUUGAUCAUAAAUAGCUAAAGAAUUGAAGCACCUAUGAGGAAGAAAGCACUACUUGGUAAAUAGCAUCACUUACAGCAAUAUUUCUUAUGAACUAUUUUUAUCAAUUGUUUAUUUGGUGAAAUAAAAUAAACAGUUUACAGUA
This is a messenger RNA of Rhinolophus ferrumequinum (greater horseshoe bat), 4413 nucleotides long. It is a transcript of the gene PHLDB2, whose product is annotated as pleckstrin homology like domain family B member 2. The record is from RefSeq and is a predicted model, not a curated record. NCBI's taxonomy places the organism in Eukaryota, Metazoa, Chordata, Mammalia, Chiroptera, Rhinolophidae. Gene Ontology annotation, cellular component: basal cortex. Gene Ontology annotation, biological process: regulation of microtubule cytoskeleton organization.